AUAAUGUAUCAAUUAUCAAAAAAAUAAAGGCUUUUAAAAACCUUUAUGGAAGAAGAUAAAACUGCAUUAUCUUUCUUGAAUACAAAUUUACUUCCUAUUACUUCUAUACCUGAUAACAAUAUUGUAGAUAAAAGUUUUCAAUUAGUAAAUCAGAAUAAGCAUAUUAAUGCUAAUGAAUCUUCAGUUGACAAUAUUAUAAAAUCUGAUGAUGAAGAAAUUCAUGAUGAUGCGUUAGAUUUUGAUUUAUCAAAAGAAGUUAAUAAAGUUGAUACAGAUAUUAAAAAUGGAGAUCCAAACUUUCAUUAUGGAAGAAAAAGUAAUAAUAAUGGUAGUAAAAGAUUAAAUCAAGGUAAAAAAUCAAAAAGAUCUUUUGAAAAUAUGGAAAAUAUAGAUCCACAAACCAUACCACCACGAAAAAAAGAACAAUUAAAAAGAAACAUACGUCAGCAGAGUCAAUAA
Rhizophagus irregularis DAOM 181602=DAOM 197198 is the source of this 459-nucleotide messenger RNA. RefSeq lists its product as uncharacterized. The record is from RefSeq and is a predicted model, not a curated record. NCBI's taxonomy places the organism in Eukaryota, Fungi, Glomeromycota, Glomeromycetes, Glomerales, Glomeraceae.